This is a messenger RNA of Kwoniella botswanensis, 1098 nucleotides long. RefSeq names its product mitogen-activated protein kinase HOG1. Gene Ontology annotation, biological process: osmosensory signaling pathway; cellular response to oxidative stress; stress-activated MAPK cascade. The transcript is spliced from 10 exons. The record is from RefSeq and is a predicted model, not a curated record. Gene Ontology annotation, cellular component: nucleus; cytoplasm. NCBI's taxonomy places the organism in Eukaryota, Fungi, Basidiomycota, Tremellomycetes, Tremellales, Cryptococcaceae. Gene Ontology annotation, molecular function: ATP binding; MAP kinase activity. The coding region runs from base 1 to 1098 and encodes 365 amino acids.
AUGGCCGAUUUCGUUAAAUUAUCCAUCUUCGGUACUGUAUUCGAAGUUACCACUCGUUAUGUCGACUUACAACCUGUCGGUAUGGGUGCUUUCGGUCUUGUCUGUUCCGCAAAAGAUCAACUCUCAGGUACUUCAGUGGCCAUCAAGAAAAUCAUGAAGCCCUUCUCUACGCCCGUCUUGAGUAAGAGGACUUAUAGAGAAUUGAAAUUGCUCAAACAUUUGAGACAUGAGAACAUCAUCUCAUUGAGUGAUAUCUUUAUCUCCCCUCUCGAAGACAUCUACUUCGUCACCGAACUCCUUGGUACCGAUUUACAUCGAUUACUCACUUCUCGACCGCUCGAAAAGCAAUUCAUCCAAUACUUCUUAUACCAGAUCCUCCGUGGUCUGAAAUACGUUCAUUCGGCUGGUGUAGUUCACAGAGAUUUGAAACCUUCGAAUAUCCUUGUCAAUGAGAACUGUGAUUUGAAGAUCUGUGAUUUCGGUCUCGCCCGUAUCCAAGAUCCCCAAAUGACAGGUUACGUAUCGACUCGAUACUACAGAGCACCAGAGAUCAUGUUGACAUGGCAAAAGUAUGAUGUGGCUGUCGAUAUCUGGAGUACGGGUUGUAUCUUUGCUGAGAUGUUGGAAGGAAAACCAUUGUUCCCUGGAAAAGAUCAUGUCAACCAAUUCUCCAUCAUCACCGAAUUACUUGGUACCCCUCCUGACGAUGUUAUCCAAACUAUCGCCUCUGAGAACACUCUCCGAUUCGUACAAUCCUUACCAAAGAGAGAAAAAGUACCAUUCGCUACCAAAUUCCCCAAUGCCGAUCCCCUCUCUCUCGACCUAUUAGAAAAGAUGCUUGUAUUCGACCCUCGAACACGUAUUUCAGCUGCCGAGGGUUUAGCUCAUGAAUACCUCGCUCCAUACCAUGAUCCAACCGAUGAACCUACCGCCGCCGAAGUGUUCGAUUGGUCGUUCAACGAUGCUGAUCUGCCUGUGGAUACCUGGAAGGUCAUGAUGUAUUCUGAGAUCUUGGAUUUCCACAAUUUGGGUGAUAUCUCACAAAACGAAGCUGAAGGUCCGGUAGUUGGUGAAGUACCUCCUGCACCUGCCUCAUAA